This is a messenger RNA of Gongylonema pulchrum, 153 nucleotides long. Lineage: Eukaryota; Metazoa; Nematoda; Chromadorea; Rhabditida; Gongylonematidae. The record is from the annotation of a GenBank genome assembly.
AUGGUUCGUCAGCAUCGAUGGGAUGUCGACUUGCUCGAUAUAUUAUCGGCUGUUGUUUUCGAAACACAGGGUCCAUCCCGUAUCGCUGCUUUGCGCUUGUUUUCUAUUGUUUGCAGGUAUGUCGACAUUUUAGUUCUUUUUUGGGGGUUAUAA